AUGUGGGCCGUCGAUAGUGGUGCAACACACCACAUAUGCCACGACAAGACCAAGUUUGCAAGACCGAACAAGCGCAACGACGGUGAAAUCUUGGUGGCGGAUGGCAACAAAGUGGCCAUCAAGGGUGUUGAAACCAUCUUUGAAAAGGUGGUUCUGCCCGACGGUGAAGAGCGCGAGAUCGAGAUCAACAACGUGCUUUACGUACCAAGCAUGAGCAAGAAUCUUCUAUCGGUACCGCAGAUCAACAAGCACGGCAAGUUUCAAGUCGUGUUCGACGGGACCAAGAUGUUUGUUGCUCGCAAAGGAUCGCAACAAGUGGUGGCAACAGCAGAUCUUGUGAAUGGCCUUUACUGGCUUCACACAGCUCAUCGAUCGGCCAAUGCGACAACAAACGGAUGCAACGGUGUCGACCUACAUGCGCGGAUGGGACACGCUCCAGCUGAUGUGCUUCGCAAAAUGGUGGCCACGAACAUGGUGCACAUCAAAAAUGUGAAGGUACCUCUCACGUCAAGUGGAUCAAGCGCAUGCCGAGGAUGUCAACAAGGGAAAAUGUUCUAA
Messenger RNA from Peronospora matthiolae, 558 nucleotides. The record is from the annotation of a GenBank genome assembly. Lineage: Eukaryota; Oomycota; Peronosporomycetes; Peronosporales; Peronosporaceae.